AUGGGGACAAACAAAAGGCCGCGCAGGAGCAACAACCCGCCACAGUCCCCGCCUUCAGCAUUACUUGGAGAGGAAGACGGCUCUGCCCCUUCUGCACCGGACAAGCCUAUUGACACGCAACAAGAGCUCGAAGCGUGGCAGGAAUUUGCAGCAGAUCAUUACGAAACAGUCGAGCAGCUCCCGCUGGAGCUGCAUAGGAACUUCAGACUGCUCAGGGAGCUGGAUGAUGGCGCACUUGCACAAUUGGGGAUGUUGCAAGAUUCCAUGCGACAGUACAUCCAGGAGAGAGUAGCUUUGGAGCAAUCCGAAGCUCCUAAAGAGGUACCGCAAGACGUUCAUGAAGAAGAUCCAUCGCGUGGGUCUCCGAUUCCGGGGCCAAGUCCUGCAGAAACGCCUCUCGAAAACACACCUUCCCUUGCAGCUCAUGGCGAAGAGUCAGCAUCUCAACUCGAGAAGCAAGAACAUGAUGAAGGCAAAGGAGAUUUGGACGUGGAGAUGACCGAGCUGCCUCCGCAUAAACAUCAUUCUCCUCCCGAUCCUGCUUCUCAAACCAUCGACACACUUGAAGACGACAACGCGCCCGAAGCAGAGGGUCCCGGAGACACGACCCCCGCGAGAGACUCGAGCACCCUAGCAGAUCCGUUGGAGGGACAGAUCGGUCCUGCGGUAGAAGCGGAAAGCGGUACCAUCUCGUCGCCGGGUCAAUCACAGCGUCGAGAAACAAAUGAUACCGCAUCCCAGCAGCCAUCCUUCCUCCGCCCUCCUGGCCCUCACUCUCUCCUCCCCGAGAUUGCUCGUCUCUCCCGAGAACUCGUCCGCACUAACGAUGAGAAAGUGGCGGUUGCCAUCGGUGCUUACAACGCCAUUGACAGGCAUAUCCGCGCUCUUGACUCUGCUCUCACAGCCCAAGAAGCCGCCAUUCUUCUCGGCCUCCGCCCCUCCACCCUUCCCUCAAACGCUAUCGACCACACCCUCGCACACGAUGGAGGCAGUGCCAAGACCGGCCUUCCAGGGGAUUCUGGCCCUGGUGUAGGUAGCGGCACUUUUGCUGGGGCGAGCGGCCUGGCAGAAGGGGAUGAAGGGGAAAUCAGCUUGGGGCUCGGAGGCGGGGGUACAAGGAAGAAGGGAAAGAAGCGAAGAAAUAGAAAGGGGCGGCAGGAAGAGGCCGGGGGCGUCGGAGCGCUGGGUAAUGAACAGGAAGAUUGGAGCAUACCAGUUGAUCCGCAAAUGUUCAGGAACGAGCCGAGAUACUGUUACUGCCACAGGGUUUCGUUCGGCGAAAUGAUUGGAUGCGACAACGACGAUUGCCCCUUAGAAUGGUUUCAUCUCCAAUGCACCAACCUCACCCACCCACCCACUGGCAAAUGGCUCUGCAACAUGUGCAGACCUCCAGCGGCGGGCGAAGAGGGCGGAGAGCCAAAGAGGAGCCAUAAAGCCGGGGCGGGGAGGAGCCACAAGGCUGGUGCUGGUACCAGCCACAAAGCGGGAGCGGGGAGGAGUCACAAAGCUGGUGCGGGUGCAAGCCAUAGAGCUGGACUUGAGGAAGGACUAAGAGCAGGUGGAGCGGACGAACCACCAAAGAAAAAGGCAAGGACCAGAUGA
Cryptococcus wingfieldii CBS 7118 is the source of this 1602-nucleotide messenger RNA. RefSeq lists its product as hypothetical. The record is from RefSeq and is a predicted model, not a curated record. The transcript is spliced from 6 exons. Gene Ontology annotation, biological process: regulation of DNA-templated transcription. Gene Ontology annotation, cellular component: nucleus. Bases 1 to 1602 code for a protein of 533 amino acids. Lineage: Eukaryota; Fungi; Basidiomycota; Tremellomycetes; Tremellales; Cryptococcaceae.